Messenger RNA from Hemicordylus capensis (graceful crag lizard), 6083 nucleotides. It is a transcript of the gene EPHB4, whose product is annotated as EPH receptor B4. Lineage: Eukaryota; Metazoa; Chordata; Lepidosauria; Squamata; Cordylidae. The transcript has 16 exons. Gene Ontology annotation, cellular component: neuron projection; plasma membrane. Gene Ontology annotation, biological process: axon guidance; central nervous system projection neuron axonogenesis; protein phosphorylation. Bases 687 to 3635 code for a protein of 982 amino acids. The record is from RefSeq and is a predicted model, not a curated record. Gene Ontology annotation, molecular function: protein binding; ATP binding; transmembrane-ephrin receptor activity.
UGCUGCUGCUGCUGGGGGUUUCUUUGUCCGGGCUUCUGCUUGGGACCGUCUACCAUUCCGGACUUUCUCGUUUGGAAGAGAGCGGGGCUUGGGGAAACACUGGCCUCUUUGUCUCGUCCCGGGACGGACUGAUCAGGGGGGCUCUCCGAAGCUGAGCCUCUCCCCCGCCCCACAAGCAAAGAAAAGUUGCGCAGGGACGGAUCUCGCCCCCCACCCAGAAGGAAUUUUUGGAAUCCAUCUCCCCCCUAUAUGUUGUGGGGUUUCAACUGCUCUCUUCUACCCCCCACCCCCAAGAAGUGACUUUUUCAGCACGGCUGGCUGAGACCCCCUUUGGAGCCUGUGCCACUGCAGGAGUUUGCUGAGCAGGAUUUUCUUGAGUGGGGGGGGGCGUGUUUUAGCCACAGAAACUUCAGCAGGAGGGAGGCGGAUAGUUUUCCAGAUGAAAUAUUUUCCCGUGCGUUGUUUUUUUAAUUUUCUGCAUGAGGAUUUUCUCCGGUUAACUUGACGGGGGGGGAGGAAACCCCCCAUCAGAUGAAGUUCUCUCUCUUUGGGAUUAAUUUUUCGUGAUCCUGGAUAGGCUUUUGGGAUUAAUCUGUAUUUUUUUCCGGACUAGGAAUAUUUUUGUGGUUGUUGGCCAAGAUUUGCUCGCCGACCCCACUCGGAAGAACUCUGGAGUUCCGGGCGCUAUGGGGCUCUGGCUUCUCGGCUUCUGGCUUCCCCUAGCUCUGGCUGUGGAAGAAAGUCUGAUGAACACCAAGCUCGAGACGGCCGAUCUGAAGUGGACAACGUACCCGCUGGUGGGCGGCCAGUGGGAAGAGCUGAGCGGGCUGGACGAGGAGCAGAACAGCGUCCGGACGUUCGAGGUGUGCGGCGUCCGCAACCCCAACCAGAAUAACUGGCUGCGGACCACCUUCGUCCCGCGCUCGGGCGCCACCCACGUCUACGCCGAGCUGCGCUUCACGGUGGUGGAGUGCUUCUCCAUCCCGCACGUCACCCGCUCCUGCAAGGAGACCUUCAACGUCUUCUUCUACGAGGCCGAGGCCGACGUGGCCUCCGACACCUUCCCGCCCUGGAUGGAGAACCCGUACGUCAAGGUGGACACGGUGGCGGCCGAGCACCUCACCCGGAAGCGGGCAGGGAUGGAGGCCUCCGGGAAGGUCAACGUGAAGACCCUCCGGAUCGGGCCCCUCUCCAAGGCCGGCUUCUACCUGGCCUUCCAGGACCAGGGGGCCUGCAUGGCCCUGCUCUCGGUCCGCCUCUUCUUCAAGAAGUGCCCCUCCGUCACCGUCAACUUCACGGCCUUCCAGGAGACGGUGCCCCGAGAGCUGGUCAUGCCGGUGGCCGGGCAGUGCGUGCCCAACGCCGUCCAGCUCAGCUCCCGGCCGCUCAGCAUGUACUGCCGGGAGGACGGCCAGUGGGCCGAGCAGACCAUCACCGACUGCACCUGUGCCCCGGGCUACGAGCCCUCCGAGGAGAACACCAAGUGCAGAGCCUGUGCCUCUGGGAUGUUCAAGGCCUCCCGGGGCGAGGGCUCCUGCCAGCCGUGCCCUUCCUACAGCAAUUCGCAUUCCGCGGGCUCCAGCGAGUGCAGCUGCCGCCUCGGAUUCUACCGGACCGAGAAGGAUCUCUCGACGAAGCCCUGCACCACCACGCCCUCGGCACCCCGCAGCAUCGUCGCCAAGAUCAACGGCUCGGUGGUCGUGCUGGAGUGGAGCGAACCGUUGGAAAACGGCGGUCGAGACGACGUGGCCUACCACAUCCUCUGCUUCGAGUGCCUGGAGAGGCAGUCCUGCCGGCCCUGCGCCCGCCUGGUGUACGCCCCCCGGGCCAGGGGGCUGGUGGACCGCACGGUCACCGCGGAGGGGCUCCAGCCCUACGUCACGUACACCUUUGAGAUCCAGGCCGUCAACGGGGUCUCCUUUAAGAGCCACAAUCCGCCUCAGUCGGAAUCCAUCAAUAUCACCACCAGUAAAGACGUCCCUCAGCCGGUUUCUGAGAUCCAGCAGACUUCCGUCAGCCUCAACGGGGUGACCUUGUCUUGGCCUCCCAUCCAGCCGCCGACGGGGAGCAUCUUGGAUUAUGAAGUCAAGUACUAUGAGAAGGGUAUCGGGGGGCCCAUGUUUCUGAAGACGUCUGAGAACCGGGUGACCCUGACUGGGCUGCGUCGGGGGGCGAUAUACGGCGUCCAAGUCCGUGCCCGCUCCGAGGCCGGCUAUGGUAGUUUCGGGCCCGAGAGGGCCUUCCAGACGCAGGGAGCCGAUUCAGGAAGCAGUACAGAGAAGUUGGCACUCAUUGUGGGCACAGCAGCCUUGGGGGCGCUCCUGGUCUUAGCAGUGGUCAUUGUAGCAAUUGUCUGCCUCCGGCGUCAGGGUUCCUCCCGGUCACGUGAGCCGGAAUAUUCGGACAAACCUGGGCAGUACCUGAUUGGGCACGGCACCAAAGUCUACAUCGACCCUUUCACCUACGAGGACCCUAAUGAGGCUGUGCGCGAAUUUGCCAAAGAAAUCGAUGUCUCCUACGUCAAAAUUGAAGAGGUCAUCGGUGCCGGGGAGUUUGGGGAGGUCUGCCGUGGCCUUCUAAAAGUGCCUGGGAAGAAGGAGAUCUACGUGGCCAUCAAGACGCUGAAAGGGGGCUAUACGGAGAAGCAGCGUCGUGAGUUCCUGAGCGAGGCCAGCAUCAUGGGGCAGUUCGAGCAUCCCAACAUAAUCCGCCUGGACGGCGUCAUCACCAACAGCGUCCCCGUCAUGAUCAUCACGGAGUUCAUGGAGAACGGGGCCCUCGACUCCUUCCUCCGGCUGAAUGACGGCCAGUUCACGCCCAUCCAGCUAGUGGGGAUGCUCCGGGGCAUUGCCUCAGGCAUGCGCUACCUCUCCGACAUGAGCUACGUGCACCGGGAUCUGGCAGCCCGGAACAUCCUGGUGAACAGCAACCUGGUUUGCAAAGUGUCUGACUUUGGACUGUCCCGCUUCCUGGAGGAGAAUUCGUCAGACCCCACCUACACCAGCUCCCUGGGCGGGAAGAUCCCGAUCCGGUGGACAGCCCCCGAAGCCAUUGCCUUCCGCAAGUUCACCUCCGCCAGCGACGUGUGGAGCUACGGCAUUGUGAUGUGGGAGGUGAUGUCGUUUGGGGAGAGGCCCUACUGGGACAUGUCGAACCAGGAUGUGAUCAAUGCCAUUGAGCAGGACUACCGGCUCCCGCCCCCUACGGACUGCCCCACGUCGCUGCACCAGCUGAUGCUGGACUGCUGGCAGAAAGACCGCAACGCCCGGCCCCGCUUUGCCCAGAUCGUCAGCUCUUUGGACAAGCUGAUCCGGAACCCGGCCAGCCUCAAGAUUGUCUCGCGGGGGAAUGGAGGGCCGUCUCACCCGCUCCUGGACCAGCGUCUCCCCCAUUACUCCUCCUUUGGGUCUGUGGGUGACUGGCUCGGUGCCAUCAAAAUGGGCCGCUACGAAGAGAAUUUCGCCGGUGCUGGGUUCACCUCCUUUGAGCUGGUCAGCCAGCUCUCGGCCGAGGACUUGCUGCGAAUCGGGGUGACUUUGGCCGGACACCAAAAGAAGAUUUUGUCAAGCAUCCAAAACAUGCACAUCCAGAGCAAAGCCAGCCCCUCUGUGGGGGCCAAAGGCGGACAUUACUGACCAAAGCAGUGAGAGCUCAGCAGUGACUCAAGGAUUCUUUGUUUACCUCAAGGGGCCAAGGAAACAGGCCUCGAGGCGUGAAGAUGGGGCCUCUUCGUUUGGGACAUGAGCGGCCUCCUGCCCUCUCUGGCUCUUUCCCUUUUUUCCUGUUUUGGAACUGGACAUUCAUCAGGAAAUAGACACGCUCCCCCCUCCCUCCCACAACUAUUCAUAUCCUCUUUCUUUCAAAGGGCUGCCCAAAUUCCUAACUCUUGAGCAGGCACAGCAAAGAUGGCGGGUUUUUGUCCCCCCCCAGUGAGGUUAUAAAAUGGCCGCUUCUCGACUGGGGAUUGGCUCUUGCUGCUCUUCAGGCCUCUUUUCCAUAUAGCGGCCUUCAGCACUGACAAAGAUGGCGGCCGAAUCGCCUGUGUCUUCCAUCUCUGGCCGUGUCUUUUGGAGCUCAUCUUGUGGUUGCCGAUACUUCCAAGGCCUUGGUGCCUUCGCCUGCCUUUCCUUCUGAUCCUCAGAAUAGCGGAAGUUCCAAAGAUGCCCUCCUGUUUGUUGGGUUCCCCGGCUGGAGCGAUGUCACAAAAUGGUGGCCCUUCUGUUGUCUUCAGGAAUGGAGCUCCGUUUGUUGGCGAGACCAAGAUGGCUACCUUGGGGGUGGCCUCCUGAGAGGGCAGAAGUGUGUGUGUGUGCAGAGGUGGGAAGGGGAAUGAAACGCCUUCGCUGUUUCCAGGGGCUGCGCCUGGUUUUCAAGAUGUCUGCCACUGGGCGGACACUCCGUUGUGUGGCAAACGAAUGGAGGUGCUUGGUUUGCUGUGCCACUUGGCCAUGUUGGUGAACUUCUGCCUCAAUACCGCCGAGCCCUCUUUGGAGAAUGUGUGUGGGGUAGUCGCCAAAGGCCUUCUAAAUCUGCCUGCCUUCCUUAUGGGGUGAUGGCAGGGUUUCCAACCACUACCUGCUGGAUUCUGGAAGUGGGCGAUCUACUUGAAAGCAAACGGACUCCCCCUUCACCAUGAUGAUGGGGUUUCCGUGCAUUGAGGGGUGCAGCCCCUCGCUUUCCAAAGCGGCUGAAACUGCCACACCAUGAUACAUAGCAGUCUUGUCUGCUAUGCCCUGCAUGCCCUAUCCAUGCAGGGUUGGAGGAAAAGAGCAGCCGUGAGUGCCGUGAGGAGCAGGAGGGACCAUGGGACUUCUGCCCGAACCUGACUGAACUGUGAAGCUUUGUGGAAAUGCUUGCCACCAAGACAGAAUGAAGUGUUGUGAGGAUAUAAUGCGACAAUCAGAAAAUUCUGCACUGUCUGAUGAUGUCAUUGUGAUGAUGUCAUAGGCGAAAGGAGUUCAGCUUUGGAGUCGGGGUGUGUGGGGUAUCUCAAGUUGCCUUCAGUGGUCUUGGCCACGCAUGGUCAGGAACGACUUGGGGAAUGCCAAGGAAGUCCUGGGCCCUGGGCUGUGAUGUCAUCCAGGUGCGACAGCAAAGCGCAGCCGUCCUCUCUGGUGUUUGCUGGGUUGUCCUCUCAGUGUGAUUCUGCUGUGCUGGGAAAGCGGGAAGCUGCUGUGGGCAAUUGAAAGGAGAGGGCUGGUUGCAUUCUUGAUGACAUCUUAACAACGUGCCUCUGGACCAAGUGUUGGUCCUGACAGAUGAUGUCAUAGGAACAGUCCUGUGAUGUAACCCAGCGCUACUUCCUUUGUAUCGUUUCUUGAACCUUCAUAUUGAAGGUGAUGAUGUUGCUUUUUAUUAAAAAAAAAAAAAAGUAUAAUGAACCAAAUUAAGGGACAGGUUGUUGUGGGGCAGGCAGUGGGGUUUGAGAGGGAUUGUGGUGCUACAAUAACAACCUCCCUCUCUCUUCCUAGCCCCUUCCUUUCCGAACAGAGGUAGGAAGGGCCAUGGGGCCUUCACCACCCCCACCCCCAAGUUCCAGAUUAAGCUAAGACAUUCAGAUGCCAGAUCCCACAGAGGGUGGGAUUCUAAUUCCAGUUUCCUCCUGGGAUCCAAAGUGUGUUUGUUUCUCCAAAAGAAGAGUGGUUGUCAGAUCUAAGAGCUAGAUAGAUUCUGUCUAGGACGAAAGAGGUUUCUCUACUUGGUGCCUCAAGAAUCUCUCUGCCCAGAUCUUGUGGUUCCUUUUUCUGCUCUAUAAGGGUGUAAGAGGCUCUGCUUCCUCAAAUCCAAGAUAGAGAGGAAGGUGGCUGAUUAUAGGCUCUUUAGUUCUGGUCGGAAUCUGCGGCCUGCCCCCUGCCCCUGGUACCUUGUCCUUCUGCUUCUCUAGAUGCCUCCUGGAUGUCUAGCAGUGGGAGUUGCAGAAUGGGGCGGGAGGGUGCGUGCGUCGGAUUUUGAGGUGGUAGUGUUUCUAGGAACAGAGGACUUGUGAAAUCCUAUCCCCUUAUAGGAAAAAAAUUCACUAAUUUAAAAAAGGGUUUUUUUAAUUAUCCUUCUGGUUGUUUAAUAAAGAUGGUUGCUCUUUUUAA